AUGGCGCGACCAGUCGAAGGAUUGUGCAACAGUGAUACAAUUGUCGUGAAGAAGACUGGUUAUGUUGAUACGACAGUGAAGGCGAGCAACGCAUCUGUAGUUAUCCUUGCUGCAUUAGAGCAAAUUGAAAUCUACAAGCAGCCUUUUGACCAGGUAGCGUUAGUUGGAAGCACUAUCAAUUUUACAUGUGAGGCGACUGGUAAACCAUUUCCUGAAUAUUACGAAUGGUUCAAAAAUGGUAAUCUUUUGGACGAAGAUAUUUACGGCAAGAGCAAUAUUCUCCUCAUAGAGUCGGUGAAGUUAGACGACAAUGGAAUGUACAAGUGCAGAGCGAACAAUGAUUACGCUGCUAUGAUGUCAGACUCUGCACAACUCAUUGUUAAAGAGAAUUUGGGUGAUUUCUGUGACUCCAGUCCCGCGGAAGAAUUAAAAGAACUACCAAAAGACUGUCCACAAAAUGGCAAUGUCAUGUUUCCUGUCGGUAAAUGUCAGAGAAACUCGUGCUUAGUGUCCGAUAUGGUAGAAGCAGCGGAGUAUUGCUGUGGUCCAACCAGACAAGAAGUCCGCCAGUUGUCUUGUAAUGGCUACAACCUGAGUGCCGUAGUGACUCUAGAGUGUGGAUGCAUGUCAUGCAACCAAUUAAAUACUUCGAAUCCUCUGGAUGAAAAUGAACCAACCGCUAUCACUUAUGUUCCAGUUGAAGGGGUGUUCAAAGGAAGAGCAUAUGAUUCAAGGGACAUCAAUCGUCCGUUGCUCUAUGGCGAUGUCUUUUUAAAUGGCGAGAAAGUAUCAUUUACCGGCUUAGAUGGGGAAUUCGAGUUCAAAAUACCACGUCCAACGACAAGAAUAGUGGUGAUGAUCCGAGAGAAUCUGAUACCCGAUGAUUUUAUUGAAACAUCCAAAGCGUUCGAUCUUCCGAGGGAUUUCUCGGGAACUUUUUUGAAAGAUUUCCCGAUAAAGAGAAAGUCCAAUAUCGUAGAGAUCGAUUCCAAACAAGCUCAAAGCAUGCCCAUGGCUAGAGAUCUUUCCACUAAUGAGCCUGCUGCUGAACUGCAUAUUCCGGGUGACUCUUUUUACACAAAUAACGGUGAAAAAUAUGAAGGAACGGUCAAGGCGUCUAUAGACUUUAUUGAUCCCAGAGAUCCCGCCAGCAUUGAUGAAAUGCCAGGGGAUCUAACUUCUGUAAAUGAAAAUGGUGAGGUAGAACAGUUGGACACCCAAGGACAAUUCCACAUGAGUUUUAAUGAUGCCAAUGGAAAACCAUUGAGUCUCAAGGGAAAAGUCGAGGUUGCAGUGGAGGCUGAGUUCAUCGGGGAAACGAACGCAAGCUAUACUGAUGUCAAGCUCUGGACCUAUAACGCUGACACGGGAAGAUGGGUUGUCGAAGGCCCACUGCGUCCAAUAUCGUCUACUCGCUCGCUUUCAUUACGCAGGAAACGUCAGUCGUACACUAUCUUCGUUGGAGAUAUCGUCAUCAGAGAUUAUUAUUGGGUUAACUUUGACAGAAAAGUCCUUGACUAUUGUUAUGUAAACGUCAGGGCUUACAAAGACUCCUCAAGCCAGUCACCAUUGUCAGCAUCUGCUUUUGAACCAACUGUUAUCGCGCAGAACGCGUUCACGGGUGGUAUACGUCGUUAUACUACAGGCCGAAACGCACGUAAUGGAGGACCAGGAUUGGAACGAUCUGAAGGUAAUUGUAUAAUGACUGUGUGCCAAAACGGACAGUUUCAUGGUUACAUCCGGGCAACUGAUACUGGACGAACUGAUGCAGAAGGUUCUCUUCAAACGUCUAUAUCAUUGGGAGGAAGUAAACCAAACAUAGCUGGUGUUGAUGUUACGCUAGAAACCUUCGGCCAAGAUGGAAAUGGGAAAGACUAUAAUGCUGUGGCCAAAGUAAAAGCUACAACAGCUCCAGAAUAUGGUCCAAUAUUUUAUUCAACUUCCACAAGUGGAUGUCUCUCUCGGGACAGCGAUGAAUGUAAAAACUGUAACAAAAAUCCGACCAAGGCAGUUUGUAGAUUGUGCAAUAGAUGGGGGUGCAGGUACCCAGUUGCAGUUGCAUUCAAAGAAUGUAUGGACUCCUCGGAAUCGUCAUCAAGUCCGCAUUUCAGAUUUUACAGGCCAGGGUCUCAUUCAUACUCAUAUCAAGUGUGCCUUACACCGAGGGAUUGCCCGAACAAAGCAGCGCUUUCACUAGCUUGGUUUCCUAAUCUUCCAUCGAAAUUCGUAUACCUAAAAGUGAAAGUCACUAGGAGGUCCUCAGGUGAAUCAGAAGUCCGCGCAGUGAGUAAAGGUGGUCAGAAUCCAACAGUAAUCGGCCAAUUGUAUGGAAUCAAAGAAGAGACAACGUACCGACAAAUAACAUGUGUAGAAAUCAAGACGUCCGGGAAGAUAUUUCCAAAUGGGAUUGAUAGAACACAGGUGGACAUUCACGUUCAGGGAACUAACUGUCGUUUGAAUUCAGCGAAGCAAGUGUUGCUUGAUAACAGGCCUACUGAGCAAAACUCAAAUUCCAUAUUUUCGUUUCUUCAACCAAUAGAUAGUGAUCCAUUUGGGAAAGACUUUGGGCUGUACGAUGACAAUGGUAACGAUGCAAGAAAUGUCGCGAGAAGGAGGUGCGAAUGCGGCUCUAUUUCUAAGCAAUCGCUGUCCUGCAAGGAUGAUGAAACUGAUUAUGGUUCAGGCAUAGGACUUGAGUUUGUUUGUGAUUAACUUUCUUUGAAUGUCACGAUGUACAUAUGCAAAACGUAAUGAAAAAUAUUAUUCAACACACCUAAUUAUUUUGUCCAAGAUCGAAAUUGUUUUAUGACACAUUUUACUAAGGUUCUUAUGUU
Owenia fusiformis is the source of this 2834-nucleotide messenger RNA. Lineage: Eukaryota; Metazoa; Annelida; Polychaeta; Sabellida; Oweniidae. The record is from the annotation of a GenBank genome assembly.